CAGUGAGCGCGCACACCACUCUCUAGUCUACACUGUCAGAUGUAGAGCUCAGUAAGACUUUGUUGCAAUAAUCCAUCAUCAAUAAUGAAGGGAAGAUUUAACACGGUGGACAUCAGAGCAGCGAUCGCAGAGAUCAAUGCUAACUGUGUCGGGAUGAGAGUGAACAACAUCUAUGACAUCGAUACUAAAACAUACCUGAUCAAACUGCAAAAGCCUGACACUAAAGUUGUGUUGUUGAUCGAGUCUGGGAUUCGAAUUCACCGCACUGAGUUUGAAUGGCCCAAGAACCUCAUGCCAUCUGGAUUUGCCAUGAAGUGUCGAAAGCACCUGAAGUCCAGACGGCUCGUGCACGUGAAGCAGCUCGGUGUGGACAGGAUCGUGGACAUUCAGUUUGGAUCUGACGAGGCCGCGUACCACCUGAUCCUGGAGCUGUAUGAUCGAGGAAACAUCAUUCUGACAGAUCACGAGUUCACCAUCUUAAAUCUCCUCCGCUUCCGCACCGCAGAGGCUGAAGAUGUGAAGAUCGCUGUGAGGGAGAGAUAUCCAGUAGAGAAGGCCAGACCCAUAGAGUCACUCAUCAGUCUGGAGAGACUCACUGAGCUCUUGUCUAAAUCUCAGAAUGGAGAACAAGUGAAACGAAUUCUGAAUCCUCAUCUCCCGUAUGGAGGGACGCUCAUUGAACACGGUCUCAUGGCUGUUGGACUGCCAGGCCUGAUUAAAGCCGACAGCCAGUUUAAUGUCACUCUGGAAAGUCCAAAAAUCCUAGAGGCUUUGCAGAUAGCUGAGGAUUGUAUGGAAAGAACCGCUAACUUCAGUGGAAAGGGCUACAUCAUACAGAAAAGUGAGAAAAAGCCAAGCUUGUGUCCAGAUAAACCUGAUGAAGAGCUAUUCACGUAUGAAGAGUUUCAUCCUUUCCUGUUUUGCCAACAUGAAAAAAGCCACUACGUUGAGUUUGAGUCUUUUAACAAGGCGGUUGAUGAGUUCUUCUCAAAAAUGGAGGGCCAGAAGUUGGACAUGAAAGCCCUUCAGCAGGAGAAACAAGCUCUGAAGAAGCUGCACAACGUCAGGCGAGAUCACGAGCAACGGCUGGAGGCGCUUCAUCAGGCCCAGGAGGUGGAGCGGUUGAAGGGCGAGCUGGUGGAGAUGAAUCUUCAUAUUGUGGAUCGAGCUAUACAGGUGGUGCGCAGUGCGCUGGCCAAUCAGGUGGACUGGGCUGAAAUCGGUCUGAUUGUUAAAGAAGCUCAGGCGGCCGGUGACCCCGUGGCUUCUGCCAUUAAAGAACUCAAACUCCAAAGCAAUCACAUUACCAUGCUGCUCAAGAAUCCGUAUGCCGGUUCGGAGGACGGAGAAGCGGAAGAUUCGGGAUCUGAAUUGCUGAAGGGGAAAAAGAAUAAAAACAAAGAUAAAGGAAAGAUUGAGAAGAACAAACCUGUUCUAGUGGAUGUUGACCUGAAUCUCUCUGCUUACGCCAAUGCAAAGAAAUAUUAUGACAGCAAGAGAAGUGCGGCCAAAAAAGAGCAGAAGACUGUUGAGGCGGCUCAGAAGGCCUUCAAAUCAGCUGAGAAGAAGACCAAACAAACCCUUAAAGAAGUGCAAACUGUGACCAGCAUUCAGAAAGCCAGAAAGGUUUACUGGUUUGAGAAGUUUUUGUGGUUCAUCAGCUCGGAGAACUAUCUGAUCAUCGCCGGACGAGACCAGCAGCAGAACGAGAUGAUAGUCAAACGCUACCUGAGAGCAGGGGACCUUUACAUUCACGCCGACCUGCACGGAGCCACAAGCUGCGUGAUCAAGAACCCGUCUGGUGAGCCUGUUCCUCCUCGGACGUUAACCGAGGCCGGUACGAUGGCUGUUUGCUACAGCGCAGCCUGGGAUGCUAAAGUCAUCACCAGUGCGUGGUGGGUCCAUCAUCAUCAGGUGUCCAAGACCGCACCGACAGGAGAGUAUUUAACCACAGGAAGCUUCAUGAUUAGAGGAAAGAAAAAUUUUCUUCCUCCGUCAUAUCUAAUCAUGGGCUUUGGCUUUCUUUUCAAGGUGGACGAUCAGAGCGUUUUUAGACAUCGUGGAGAGAGGAAGAUGAGAACCCUGGAGGAGGACGAGCAGUAUGAGACAUCCACUGCAAAUUUGCUGGAGGAGGGAGAAGAACUAUCGGAUGAAGAGAGCUGUGAGGAAGACGAGUCCGUCAGAAUGGCAGCAGAGGAUGAAGAUGAGCUGACAAACAUCAAAGACGACAAUAAAACAGAUGAAGCAGACGAAGAAGAAACUCACAGCGGAAAGGAAGACGAGGUUAAAGAAAGAACUAAUGAGGAUCAGAGUGUCGAGAUUCAGUUUCCAGACACAAACAUUUCACUGUCACAUCUGCAGCCCAACAGAAAUCUUCAAAGCACUGCCUUCAAGCAGGAGGUUUCAUGUCAGGAGAUCACAGAAGCGCACAGCAAAAAACACUUGACAGCUAAACAGAGGAGAGAUAUGAAGAAGAAGCAGAAACAGGAGACUGCAGAAGAUUUGGAGAAAAUCGAUACCAAACAGCAGGAAAAUGAAAACGUGGCUGCCGGCGCAGAGACGUGUAAGAGCGGAGCAGCGGUUCAGCCGCUGAAGAGGGGACAAAAGAACAAACUGAAGAAGAUGAAGGACAAAUACAAAGACCAGGAUGAAGAGGAUCGAGAGAUGAUGAUGAAGUUAUUGGGGUCUGCAGGAACCACCAAAGAAGAGAAAGUCAAGAAGGGCAAGAAAGGAAAAACGAAGGAAGAGCCGCAGAGGAAAUUUCCCCAGGAAGUUGCAGUGAGGCCAAAAGCCGAAAACAUUAAGACGCGUGCGGCUGCAGAAGAUCCAUCAGAAGGCCACGAUGAGAAGAUCACGGUGACUGAGGAGGAUUUGGACAAUCCAGCAGCUGAGGAUGUAGAGAAUAUUCUGGACUGGCUGACUGGCCUCCCACACUCAGACGAUGUGUUGAUGUUUGCAGUCCCCGUCUGUGCUCCCUACAUGGCACUUUCCAAUUACAAGUACAAAGUGAAAUUAACCCCAGGAUCUCAGAAAAAAGGGAAAGCCGCCCGCACCGCUGUGUCGAGCUUCAUACGAGGCAAAGAUGUCAGCGCACGAGAGAAAGAUUUGUUUCGCAGCGUAAAGGACACCGAUCUGUCCAGAAAUAUGCCUGGCAAAGUAAAGGUUUCUGCUCCUAACCUUCUGGCAGCAAAGAAAUGAAGCUGUUGAAAACUUCUAGAGACACUGAGCACAUCCCUGAAAUGCUUUUAAUUGCCUUCUGUAAGACUGAUUAUUUGCAAUAAAUUAUAUAUUUUAUAACUGAACAGAA
Messenger RNA from Misgurnus anguillicaudatus (oriental weatherfish), 3307 nucleotides. The record is from RefSeq and is a predicted model, not a curated record. Lineage: Eukaryota; Metazoa; Chordata; Actinopteri; Cypriniformes; Cobitidae.